AUCUAUGCCAAUGAUCACGUGCACCUCGAGGAUUUCACGUGACAUAACAAAUUUGGUCGCGGGAGAGAGAGGAAAAGCAAAGGGCUGUUAUGAGCCUAGUUGACGGUGGUGGCGGUGCCACAGGGACCGGCAGGAUCGACCUGAGACAAGUCCUCAGAAGGCAACGUAAGGACUCGGACCCGACUCCAGGCGAUGCUCCUGACCUUGAAUUUGAGUAUGCCGACACGGACACCUACGCCCACGAGUUGUCCGAACUCUACUCUUACUCUGAAGCCCCCGAGUUUUACACCACUCGGGAGGUGUUUGAGACGUGCCUCGAGACGAGCUACGACACGUCUUGCUGGGCCGACUUGUCGCGAGAACAGCAACUCUCGUUCGUGAUGUCCCUCCUGGACCGUUUCGAAGUCGUGGAGCCGAAAGAGAGACUAGAAGCGGUAAAAUGCCUCUUGUAUCUCGCGCACGGGAAUUUCGCUCCCGACGUCAGGGAAGAGUCGCUAGAGCCAACGGCCAGGGCUAACAUCUUUAUGAUGUUGGAGCUAGGGGUGUAUUGCGCCACUAUUGAGCUCCUCGCAGUCGAAAUGGAACAAGGCAAGGGAGUGUACGAAGGAACGCGGGCCAACAUAACAAUCGCCGACAACUACAACCUUCGCAUGUGCCUCAGUCUACUCUACGUGAUAGUGGAGACGAUGCAACGCGGUUGCCCGAACGACCCACCCGACUGGCUCCGUCUCAGAAAGAGCUUUAUAGAAAGCCUCUCAGAACCAGUAGUUGGCGAGGAAACGCUUACAUCACUACUUUUUGUCAUGCUGCUCGCAUUCUGCAACGGGACGAUGCCCCAUUAUCCGAUCAAGCGGAUCCUCUUGCUCAUCUGGAAAACCAUUCUUGCCAUGAUGGGUGGGCUGGAGGACCUGCAGGAGAUUAAGAAGCAACGGAGAGAGGUCGUCGGUUUGCCAGCCGAGUUUCCCGAGGUGCGACCCUCGCGACCUCUGAUUCUCCCGACCCCUGCCUUCGACCCCCGGGGGCUGAUUGACGGGGCCGCCGCCCGAAUCAAUCGUGGUAUUUCGCAGGUGAGUGACACGGACAGUGUUGGAGACAUCAGUAUCAGCGGGGGGAAGGGGCUGGACUUUCGUCCAAAGGCACGGAGCAAGGACGUGGAGGCAUACGUCGAGUCUUGCCGUUCGAAAUACGGCUGCUUCGAGACGGGAGAGGGAGGGAACGAACUUGUUGGCCUUCCCGAGCCAAUCCAAGAGAGCAUUCGAGUUCUGCAACAGCACGUAUACGUCCCUCUCUCCGACAUUCAGAUUGCCGAGGAAGAAACGGCAAAGAAGGCACAAGCGUGCGCUCUUCCGACGGGGAAACCCGCGGCGGAGGACAAGACCGAGGACUGUGGGGUGACGAGCUUAACGAAGAGGGACAACCCCACGGAGAGUCUGUACAAGGUCCUUCUCCCAAACCUCCCGCAGUACAUGAUAGCACUGCUCAAAGUUCUACUCGCAGCGGCCCCGACUUCGCGUGCCCGCAACGAUUCCCUCAACAUUCUGGGCGACGUGCUCCCACCGGAAGCGCCCACCAACAUAGUGGAGACUACACAAGUCACGUUUGACGUCAACCGCCACAAGGAGAUCAUAGUCAAGGCUAUUUCGGCAACGCUUCUACUGCUCCUGAAGCACUUCAAAGUGAACCACAUCUACCAGUUUGAGUACAUGAGCCAGCACCUUGUGUUUGCCAACUGCAUCCCACUCGUCCUGAAGUUCUUCAAUCAGAACAUGAUGCAGUACAUCUCGGCGCGCAACAACUUCCCGUCGCUCAAUUUCCCGACGUGCGUCCUCCUACCGCAAGACGGGGAGGUCACGCUGGAGGUCUCCGAGAGUACCACGACCGACUCGGGGUUCUGCUGGCGCAAUCUCUUCUCCUGCAUCAACCUCGUCCGAAUACUGCAAAAGUUGACAAAGUGGAAGCAUUUUCGGACCGUCAUGCUGGUCGUGUUCCGCUCGGCGCCCAUUCUCAAGCGAGCGCUGAAAGUACGUCACCCCAUGAUGCAGCUGUACAUUCUGAAGCUGCUCAAAGUCCAGACAAAGUACCUCGGAAGAAACUGGCGUCGAUCGAACAUGAAGACCAUCUCGGCAAUCUACCGACGCGUACGACAUCAUCUCCACGACGACUGGGCGUACGGAAACGACCUGGACGCGAGACCGUGGGACUUUCAGCAGCAGGAAUUUGCCUUGAAAGCGAGCAUCGAGUACUUCAAUACGACUUACUAUUCCCCCGAUCCCCCGUCGCUAACCGAUCCGUUUGGCGGAAAACUCUCCCCCAUGAGUCAAAACUACCUCAGUGUCCUGGGCAAGCACGUUCCGCUGAGCAAGGCGUGGAAGGAGAAGUACGAAGAGUGGGUGGAAGUCGAAGUGUUUCAGAUGCCCAGAGACUGGGACAAGUUUCUGGAGUCGCCAACUCACUAUAUGGAAGCUAAACCAAUGGACCUAUGACUGCUUAAUGUGUUAUUUCUGUCAGUCUUGCGUCCAUUAAAGCCUAACCUCUUUCUGUUAUAUACACUUGAUGUUUGUGCUUCAUCGCAUACUUAUUAUAUAGAUUACUUUUUUCGAUG
Messenger RNA from Geodia barretti, 2602 nucleotides. The record is from the annotation of a GenBank genome assembly. NCBI's taxonomy places the organism in Eukaryota, Metazoa, Porifera, Demospongiae, Tetractinellida, Geodiidae.